AUAGACUCACAAGACUCCUUCCUCUGCUCUGCUGCAUCGCCCCCUCUCCGCGCACACGGAAAGGAAGGAAAGAGACAGUCCUCCCGUGGGUAAACAUUUUCCGUCCGCAUUUACUGCUGCAACCCAAGCUGCAGGGUUAUCUUUGGCCUUUUCCCAUCUCCCCCACCCUCUCUCGGAAUCUCUCUGGUUUCAAACAUGCAGAAAGAACGCGAUGGAUCAUGUGAAUUGGACGAUCAAGAUGGCAAAGAAGAGGAAGACGACACAGAAACAGUUGAGCUUGUGCUGUUUCAAGUCUCUGAAUGUUACGUUUACAUGAUACCUCCAAGGAUAAGCGCAGCUUCUUACAGGGCUGAUGAAUGGAAUGUCAACAAAUGGGCAUGGGAAGGGACAUUGAAAGUCAUCAGCAAAGGAGAGGAGUGCAUUAUCAAGCUUGAAGAUAAGACUACAGGAGAACUUUAUGCUCGAGCAUUUUUGAGAGAAGGGGAACCACAUCCAGUGGAACCUGUAAUUGACAGCAGCAGAUACUUUGUUCUUCGGAUAGAAGAGAGUAUAGGUGGUCGUCUACGGCAUGCUUUUAUUGGUAUUGGGUUUAGAGAAAGGCCACAAGCAUAUGACUUCCAAGCUGCGCUUCAUGACCACAUGAAAUAUCUGAACAAAAAGAAAACCGCUGAAGAGAUGGAGCAACAUUACCAAAGCACUUCAUCAGUUGAUUACAGUCUGAAAGAAGGGGAAACUCUAGUACUUAAAAUAAAGAAUAAGAAAGGAAGCCGCAGAGUUAGGUCUGCUUUUUUUGAUCAGGGCCUCAACAAUCUCUCAUUAGAUGACAAAACAAAUAAGAAAGAUCCCAUGAUCUGUCUUAAGCCACCACCCCCUCCAGCUGCAACGGUUUCACCUGUUAAUUCUGAGCAGAUGUCUCCAGGAAGUUUGUCAUCUAACUUAACCCUUGAAGGAACUACACAGACUGAGUUUAUGCAUUCUAGAAAGGAACAACCAAAUCAUCAAAGUCAGAUCUCUGAGGACACUGCAGAAGAUGACUUUGGUGAUUUCCAGGCAGCAGGAUAAUUUGGUUUAUGAGAUUCAGUUACUUUUUGAAUGCUGAAAGUGUACAUUUCAAUUUUCUGGGUGAUAUGCUGGCUUUAUUUGAUGGCUGAAUAAUUUGUUUGUGAUUAAAUGCUUGUUUGUCUGAUAAUUGUUUCUCUGGGAUCACCUCUUAGAUUGAGUUCUGUACAUUUUUGUAAUACAACCAAUUUUCCGUUCAAAAUUGACAGAUCAUGUGGAACAUAACUCACCUUAAGUCUGUCUUUUAUUUUUCA
Molecule: messenger RNA, 1313 nt
Organism: Nelumbo nucifera (sacred lotus)
Lineage: Eukaryota; Viridiplantae; Streptophyta; Magnoliopsida; Proteales; Nelumbonaceae
Product: Adaptin ear-binding coat-associated protein 1 NECAP-1
Biological process (GO): endocytosis
Cellular component (GO): clathrin vesicle coat; membrane
Source: RefSeq, a predicted model, not a curated record